AUCCACAUGAAAUCAGGAAAUCAAACACAUGCUUCAGAAUUUCUCCUCCUGGGAUUUUCAGAGAAGUCAGAGAUUCAGUUCAUGCUCUUUGGGUUGUUCCUGUCCAUAUACUUGGUCUCAUUCACUGGGAAUCUGCUCAUCAUCCUGGCCAUCUGCUCAGACUCCCGUCUCCACACACCCAUGUAUUUCUUCCUUGCCAACUUGUCCUUUGCUGACAUCUGUUUCACCUCCACCACAGUCCCCAAGAUGCUGGUGAACAUCCAGACUCAGAGCAAAACCAUAACAUAUGAAGGAUGUCUCAGCCAGAUAUUUUUUUUCUUUGUGUUUGGAUGCCUGGACAAUUUACUCCUGACCGUGAUGGCCUAUGACCGCUUUGUGGCCAUCUGUCACCCCCUGCACUACUCACUCAUCAUGAACCCGCAGCUCUGUGGGUUGCUGGCCCUGGGGUCCUGGUGCAUCAGUGUAAUGGGCUCCCUUUUCGAGACCUUGACCCUUUUGAGGCUACCCUUCUGCACAAACAUGGAAAUAUCACACUUUUUUUGUGAUCUUCCUGAAGUCUUGAAGCUUGCCUGUUCUGACACCCUUAUCAAUAACAUAGUGGUGUAUUUUGUGACUAUUGUCCUAGGUGUUUUUCCUCUCUCUGGGAUCCUUUUUUCUUAUUCUCAGAUUUUCUCCUCCAUCUUGAGAAUUUCCUCAACUGCAGAUAAGUACAAAGCCUUUUCCACAUGUGGGUCUCAUCUCUCAGUGGUCUGCUUGUUCUAUGGCACAAGCCUAGGGGACUACCUCAGUUCUGCAGCAACUACAUCCUCCAGGACAAGUCUGGUGGCCUCAGUGAUGUACGCCAUUGUCACCCCUAUGCUGAACCCCUUCAUCUACAGCUUGAGGAAUGGGGACAUGAAGGGGGCCCUGGGUAGGUUGGUGCCUCUCAGCAUCAGGACCAUUACAGGACUCUCCUGA
Canis lupus familiaris (dog) is the source of this 957-nucleotide messenger RNA. RefSeq names its product olfactory receptor family 7 subfamily C member 1 (gene OR7C1). Gene Ontology annotation, biological process: G protein-coupled receptor signaling pathway. The record is from RefSeq and is a predicted model, not a curated record. Gene Ontology annotation, molecular function: G protein-coupled receptor activity; olfactory receptor activity. The transcript has a single exon. Bases 7 to 957 code for a protein of 316 amino acids. Lineage: Eukaryota; Metazoa; Chordata; Mammalia; Carnivora; Canidae. Gene Ontology annotation, cellular component: membrane.